UAGCUCAAAGGGUUAUUAUUCAUUAUAUGCUGGAGCUCAUUGCAUGCCCUUUCACUCAAUUGUGCUAUCACCAUUGAAUCUUCUGAGGAAGGGGAGGAGGCAGAAUAACUCAUGAAAACUACGCAAGGGCCUCGAGUUUAUUCGGGGGUCGAUCCACGUUACGAAUGGUCUCGAGGGAAAGAGUUCGACACGCUGGUUGUUGAUGUCGCAGGAUUCAAGAAGGAUGAGUUGAAGGUGAAAGUUGACAACUCCAGAAACCUCAGGAUCAGCGGAGAGCGUGCAGUGGAGGGGAACAGAUGGUGCCACUUCCUCGAGAGUUUCCGACUCCCCGAGGAUUGCGAUCUCAACGUGAUCCGCGCAAAAUUCCAUCAGGAUGUCCUCUAUGUGAUAGUGCCAAGGCCAAUCAAUCGAGAUCAAAACGCGCCUUCUGAUCACAACAACAAUAUCUACCGUAAAAAUGACGAACAAUUACAAACUGAGGAGAUAAAAGAUGACUCGAUUAAACAGGAUCAUAUGAUCACUAACAUGAGGAGACAAAAUCAUGUUAGUGUUUGGGGUGUUGCAAGGAGUUUGAACAGGAAUAAGCAUGUGAUCUUGAAUGUUGUGGUGGCCAUCUUACUGGUAUGGUUUGUUAUAUGUGGGAGACACAAGAGGGCAACAUACGAAGGAUUACCGAAAACCAAGGAAUAAAAUUUGGAACUUGCAACUGUAAAUCUACAAUUAUAAGUAUGAAAUUGUGACACUA
Messenger RNA from Ananas comosus (pineapple), 745 nucleotides. RefSeq lists its product as uncharacterized. Lineage: Eukaryota; Viridiplantae; Streptophyta; Magnoliopsida; Poales; Bromeliaceae. The record is from RefSeq and is a predicted model, not a curated record. The transcript has 2 exons. Bases 112 to 690 code for a protein of 192 amino acids. Gene Ontology annotation, biological process: response to heat; protein complex oligomerization; response to salt stress.